Drosophila eugracilis is the source of this 1367-nucleotide messenger RNA. RefSeq lists its product as uncharacterized. NCBI's taxonomy places the organism in Eukaryota, Metazoa, Arthropoda, Insecta, Diptera, Drosophilidae. Bases 8 to 1276 code for a protein of 422 amino acids. The transcript has 2 exons. The record is from RefSeq and is a predicted model, not a curated record.
CAUCAACAUGGUAGAGCAGGGUAAAGAAGACGCUACCGACUUUCAUCCGGCGCCAGUUUGGCUGGAUGAGCCGUAUCUGGAACGACUGUUGAAGGAUCUAAAAAAGGAUCAGGGCCUGAAGAUCACAGAUCUUGAAAUUAAGCCCGCCACUGCCAAAGGUGAUAAUUAUGCCAGUGUAAUGACACGUGUGAAGAUUUUGUACUUGAAAAGCGGUGCUAAAAGCCCUGAGACUGAGUACUAUAUUGUGAAGACCACGUACGAAAACGAUGCCUUUGCCUCUGGCAUAUUCUCCCAGUACCAGGUCAGCACCACUGAAAUGCGAAUGUACGAGAAAAUCCUUCCCCAGUUGACGUCCCUCAUCACCAAGACUAGCCAGCCUGAAAAACUCUUCGCUGAAACUUUGCAUGUUGACUAUGAGCACGAGGCUAUAAUCUUUGAAGAUCUCGGUGUGUCCAACUAUGUCCUAGCCGAUCGACUCAUUGGCUUUGAUCUGGAACACACCCGUUUAGCACUCCGUAAGCUGGCCAAAAUGCAUGCCGCUGCAGCUGUUUUGAACGAACGUCAACCCGAAGUUCUGACCAAAUUCGAUCAUGGCAUCUUCAAUCGCCACACUCGAGGCUUUGCGCCCUUCUUUGUGAAUAUGGUGGGCGUAGCGUCGGAUUUUGCCCGUGAAUGUCCAGAACUGGGUGAGCACUAUGCAAAGAAGUUGAAGGAGCUGCAGAAGCGUGUAAUGGAGUACACCGAAAGAGUCUACGAUCCUCAGCCUGGUGAGUUCAACACCUUGGUGCACGGUGAUUACUGGGUAAACAAUGUGAUGUUGCGCUAUGGAGAGGACAAGAAGCCCCUGGACAUGACCCUGAUCGACUUCCAGUUCUGCAGCUGGUCCUCGCCGGCAGUGGAUCUUCAUUAUUUCUUUAACACAUCAGUACAGAGCGCCAUUCGUUUUGAGCAACAGGAUGAACUGAUUCAGUACUAUCACUCAGUACUCGUGGAAACGCUUAAGGAUCUCAACUUUGGUGGCUACACUCCCACGUUGAGGCAGUUUAUCUUGCAGCUGGAAAAGGGUAGAUUCUUCGCCGUCACAGUAUCCCUGGUCUGCCAGGCCAUAUUGACUAACGACCAGACCGCCGAUGCCGACUUCAAUGCCCUGAUGAAGGAUGACGAACGAGGUCGUAACUUCCGAAAAGUUUUGUACACCAAUAAGAGAUUGCAGGAUAAUCUCAAGCACAUGCUGCCACGCUUCGAUCGAAGCGGUCUACUAGAUGUAACCGACUGAACGGGACUAAUCCUUUAUGAGUGAUUCUCUUUUUAUCUUUACAAUAAAUAGAAUAUAUAUAUAAAAUAAAGUUUUAAUUUUGAACAUCAAA